AAGGGAGGCCUGGCGCGGAACGCGGGGCGCGGGGCGGGGCGCCGAGGGGCGCGCCAGGAGCUUCGCGGGCGCGGGGAGGGAGUCCGCGGCCCAGUUCCGGGCGCCUCGGAGCGGGCUCACGAGGCUUUCUCGCCUCGGUUUCCGGCGAGUGCACGGGUUGGUAGCCCAGAGGAGGUUAAAGCUGUUUCCUGAGACCUCAGCUGCUAAAUGGAGUCGCAGCAGUGACCCGGUUCCUCCAGCAACGCGGGGCUGACUUCUCGACCGGGGCCAAACCCUGAGCUUGGCACCGUUGAGGGGGGGCUCUCCGAAGGGGAAUCAGAGCUGGUCCCUGUCCGUGGAGAAGAGGACAGUGUGUGGGGGCACUUUAUGCCAUCGAAAGCAGCAUGGAUCUGCCUGUGGAUGAGUGGAAAUCAUACCUGCUUCAAAAGUGGGCUUCACUCCCAAAGUCCAUUCAGCUCACAAUUUCUACAGCAGAGACCGUGAGCGAUAUCUUUCUUCAUUCCUCUUCACUUCUUCAACCUGAGGAUGAACUGUUUCUAAAAAGACUUUCUAAAGGUUACUUGGUGGGAAAGGACUCAGACGCUCCCCUUUUCUACAGAGAACAAGGAAACAAAAAAUUUCAGGAGAAAGAUUACACAGGAGCUGCAGUGCUGUAUUCUAAGGGUGUGUCACAUUCAAGGCCUAACACCGAGGACAUGUCGCUGUGCUAUGCUAACCGCUCGGCAGCCCUCUUCCACCUGGGUCAGUACGAGACGUGCCUUAAAGACAUUAGCAGAGCACAGAUGCAUGGCUAUCCAGAAAGGCUGCAGCCCAAGGUCAUGUUACGUAAAGCAGAAUGUCUGGUGGCCCUGGGGAGACUACAGGAGGCGAGCCAGACCGUCGGUGAUCUUGAAAGGAACUUCACGGCCACACCAACCCUAGCAGAUGUCCCCCGUCAGACUCUGCAGAGAAACCUCCAUCAUCUGAAAACGAAGCUACAGGAAAAGGAGAGUCCCACAGAAACCUUCCCAGCAACUCUGGCCAAAACCCUCGAGGAUGUGGCGCUCAGGGGAGAGAAUGAACGAGUUUCCAACGCCUCAUCAUCCGUCGGCUUGUGCAUAGAUCCUUUAAAAGGUCGCUAUCUCGUUGCCACGAAAGAUAUUCGCCCAGGAGAGCUCCUGGUGAAGGAGGAUGCUUUUGUGAGUGUUCUCAACCCCGGAGAACUGCCACCACCGCAUCACGGCCUAGACAGCCAGUGGGACACCAGAGUCACCAAUGGGGACCUGUAUUGUCACCGAUGUUUGAAGCACACUUUGGCCACAGUUCCGUGUGACGGAUGCAGUUAUGCCAAGUAUUGCAGCCAGGAGUGUUUGCAGCAGGCCUGGGAGCUCUACCACAGGACAGAAUGUCCUCUGGGGGGGCUGCUUCUCACACUGGGUGUCUUUUGCCACAUUGCCCUGAGGUUGACUCUUGUGGUGGGAGUUGAGGAUGUUCGCAAAAUCAUGAAGAAGCUUUGUGUUAAGAUUAGUAACAAGGACAUCUGUUUACCAGAAAGCGACAAUCAGGUCAAGACACUUAAUUAUGGCCGAGGAGAGAGUGAGAAAAAUGGCAAUAUGAUUGAGACCCCGAUUCCUGGAUGCGAUGCUAAUGGGAAGUAUGACAGUAAUUAUGAUGCUGUUUUCAACCUUUUGCCCCAUACUGAAAACCACAGCCCGGAGCACAAAUUCCUCUGUGCUGUCUGUGUUUCUGUACUGUGCAGGCAGCUAGAAGCAGCCGGUUUACAGGCCAUCCCAACAGGUGUGAACUCCUCUCAGCUCACAGCAGCAGUGACACCUGAGUCGUGUCCCGACGUGACUAUAUGGGGAGUGGCAAUGCUGAGGCACAUGUUACAGCUGCAGUGUAAUGCUCAGGCGAUAACCACCAUACAACACACAGGAUCUAAAGAGAGCAUCGUUACUGACAGCAGGCAGGUGCGCCUUGCCACAGGCAUCUUCCCCGUUAUCAGCCUCCUGAACCACUCCUGCAGCCCCAACACCAGCGUGUCCUUCAUUAGCACUGUCGCCACCAUCCGCGCAUCACAGCGGAUUGGAAAGGGGCAAGAGAUUCUCCACUGCUAUGGGCCUCACAAGAGCCGGAUGGGGGUUGCCGAAAGGCAGCAGAAGCUGAGGUCUCAGUAUUUCUUUGACUGCACCUGUCCAGCUUGUCAGACUGAGGCACACAGGAUGGCUGCAGGCCCCAGGUGGAAAGCAUUCUGUUGCAACAGUUGCAGAGCUCCCAUGCAGGGAGAUGGCGUGCUGCGCUGUGGCAACAGAUCUUGUGCAGAAUCCGGUCGUCAGCAGAGACCACCUAGUCUCCGGUUACAGGACCUUCAGCAGCAGGUCAGAGUGGCCCAGAAGCUUCUCAGAGAUGGGGAACUAGGUGAGACUGGCUCCCCCUGCUUUGGUCCUCCAGACCCUUCCCUUUUAUUCAUUCUGAUACCAUUUUGGACUCAAAGCGCGCUGUUCACGGCUUGCUGUCCGGGAGUGCCACAGCGUGAUGCCGAGAGCUUCCUGUGGCAGCACGCUGGUGGGACGAGAUCCCGCGACGGCCUGGCCGGGCUGUGCUGCCUUAGGGGACUGGAAAACUACAGCCACCCACCUCACACAGAACGAGGUCUCCGCGGGUGGAGCGUCGCACACGGGCCGUCCAGCGUUGAACAAUGGGCCAUGGAGCUCUCUCUCAACGUGGCCCAGAUCUUUUUCAAUGGGUUUGCAGUACCCGAAGCCCUGAGCACAAUACAGAAGGCUGAGGAGGUUCUGUCGCUGCACUGUGGCCCGUGGGACGAUGAAAUCCAGGAGCUCCGGAAGAUGAAAUCCUGUUUAUUGGACUUACCACCCACCUUGUAAGGUCUUCAGUUUAGGGUCCCAAGGGGAUUUUGACCCACAGGAAAGGAGCCCGUGGAACACAAGGUAAAGAGGUUAUGGCCGGACGGGUGCAGCAGCUCACACCUGUCAUCCCAGCACUUUGGGAGGCCGAGGCGGGCGGAUCACGAGGUCAGGAGAU
Molecule: messenger RNA, 3021 nt
Organism: Cercocebus atys (sooty mangabey)
Lineage: Eukaryota; Metazoa; Chordata; Mammalia; Primates; Cercopithecidae
Gene: SMYD4
Product: SET and MYND domain containing 4
Exons: 11
Coding region: 384-2864 (826 amino acids)
Molecular function (GO): protein binding
Source: RefSeq, a predicted model, not a curated record